This is a messenger RNA of Coccinella septempunctata (seven-spotted ladybird), 7193 nucleotides long. RefSeq names its product mucin-5AC-like. NCBI's taxonomy places the organism in Eukaryota, Metazoa, Arthropoda, Insecta, Coleoptera, Coccinellidae. The record is from RefSeq and is a predicted model, not a curated record. Gene Ontology annotation, molecular function: chitinase activity; chitin binding. The transcript has 19 exons. Gene Ontology annotation, biological process: carbohydrate metabolic process; chitin catabolic process. Gene Ontology annotation, cellular component: extracellular region. The coding region runs from base 303 to 6908 and encodes 2201 amino acids.
GAUACCUUUCACAUCACCCAGCCCAUAUUCAGUAUCCACUUAGUCCAUAGUCUGCUAUACGAAGAAUUGAACACAGCUUUCUUCUUCGGCUGCAAUACACACACACCGUAGUCGGUGCAAUUUGUAUUCGCUUUGAGUACACGGUAUUUCCUGAAACUUCGGGUGCGUGAUUUUUUUUUCAAUUGAGAUUGAGGGCCAUUAUUCCAAAGUGCAGUUACAAAAAAGUUGAAGAGAAAUCGAUCUGUUGUGGUGAUAUGUGCAUUUUUUGAGUUCUUCUGGAAUUGAUGAUAGGAUAGGUGUAUAUGAUGUUAUCGACGAGGGAUUUCCAAUGGCUGUUCCUCAUAUUUGGACUAACGAUAUGCAUCACAUUUGCAAGCUCAAAGGAAAUACGAGUGGUUUGUUAUUAUACGAACUGGUCAGUUUAUCGUCCUGGUACUGCUAAAUUCAGUCCCCAAAAUAUAAAUCCGUACCUUUGUACCCAUCUUAUAUACGCAUUUGGAGGAUUCACCAAGGAGAACACAUUGAAACCUUUCGAUAAAUACCAGGAUAUAGAGAAAGGUGGUUACGCAAAAUUUACGGGAUUGAAAACUUACAAUAAAGACUUGAAAACUUUGCUCGCAAUUGGGGGUUGGAAUGAAGCAUCAUCUCGUUUCUCUCCGAUGGUUGCAAGUGCCGAUAGAAGGAAGCAACUAGUGAAAAACUCGAUUAAAUUCCUGCGACAGAACAACUUCGAUGGUUUAGAUCUGGAUUGGGAGUAUCCCGCAUUUAGAGAAGGUGGAAAAGCGAGGGAUAGAGAGAAUUAUGCCAAAUUAGUCCAGGAAUUGCGUGAGGAGUUCGAGAGAGAAUCAGAAAAGACUGGAAGAACAAGAUUGCUUCUAACCAUGGCUGUACCAGCAGGUAUUGAGUAUAUCAAUAAAGGAUACGAUAUACCUAAAUUGACGAAAUACUUGGACUGGAUGAAUAUCUUGAGUUACGAUUAUCAUUCUGCCUUCGAGCCUGCUGUCAACCACCAUGCACCCCUUUACCCUCUGAGGGAAGCCACCGAAUACGAUUAUGAUGCUGAGCUAAAUAUCGACUACACAAUCAAACACUACCUCGAAAUGGGUGCAGAUCCGAAUAAGUUGGUGAUGGGUGUUCCAACAUACGGAAGAUCAUACACCCUUUUUAAUCCUGAUGCAAACGCCAUCGGAGAUCCUGCGGAUGGUCCUGGAGAAAUGGGUGAAGCUACGAGAGAGAAUGGUUACUUGGCCUACUACGAAAUCUGUGAAAAUGUCAAAUCCAACGGAUGGACUGUUGUUCAACCUAACGAUAAAGCGAUGGGUCCAUACGCUUACAAGGAAAAUCAAUGGGUUGGGUACGAUGAUGAGAAUAUAGCUAGAAGGAAGGCUGAAUAUGUUGCUGAGAAUGGUUUGGGUGGAAUUAUGUUUUGGGCCAUCGACAACGAUGAUUUCAGGGGAAGCUGCCAUGGUAAACCAUAUCCGCUGAUUGAAGCCGCUAAAGAAGCCCUUAUUUCUGCCUCAGGGUUGACAGAUGAAAAUCUCAUUUCACCCCCAUCUAAGCCAACAAAAUCGAAGAGUAGACUAAGAAAUAGGCAGAAAACGACGACAGAAGAACCUUCAACAGAAAAGUCUGAAGUAGCUCAAAAAUCGAACAGUUCACGAAGAAGGAAUAGGCUCAAAUCGAAGGCCAACAACAGAGUGUCUGACUCAGACAGCAAGUCUAAAUCCAGGAGAAAUGAAGCGAAGAAAGCGGAAACCUCAACCUAUAGCAGUCUCAAGGUGAUCACGCCUGCUUACACCACUCCUGAACCACCAUCAACACCAGAUCAAGGAGGAGCAUUCAAAUGUGAAGAUGAGGGCUUCUUCCCGCAUCCCAAGGACUGUAAGAAAUAUUUCUGGUGUCUCAGUGGUCCAGGGGAACUGGGAAUAGUAGCUCAUCAGUUCACUUGUCCAGCUGGACUAUUCUUCAACAAAGCUGCAGAUUCUUGCGAUUAUUCGCAAAAUGUGUUGUGCAACAAGAAGCUCUCGAAGACGACAAGUACGACGGAAGGUAAAAAGAACGUGGAAACUGUGAAGACAACGACAGAAAGAAUUUCAACGACAGCAGCAACUAGAAGAACAACAGCUAGGACAACUACCACUACUGAAGAAGAGUACGAUGAUGAAUAUGAGUACGAAGAUGAGGAAAUAAAUGAUGGAAAAUCAGAUUCUGAGGAAGAUCCAAGGGUGAUUAAAGAACUUUUGGACCUCAUAAAAAAAGCAGGCGGUAUAGAGGAAUUAGAGAAGCAGCUCAAUAUUGGUCACGACGAGGUGAAAGAAGGCGCCACUACACCUUCUACUAGAACUAAAUCUAUAGUAGAAAAGUUCCUGACUAGCAGAAACAACAAAAAUACUUCAGGAACUAGCAAAUAUACAACUAUAAACCGAAACAGCAGAGGUCCCCAGAAUGCUGGUAUAGAAAAAGAUGAUGAAAUUCCGAAGAAAACUGACAAAAGACCACAAUACACCACAAUAUCGAGAAAAAGGCCCACACCAAAUAAGGACGAAACUGAUGAUGAGGAAAACGAAGAGAAAGAAGAGAAGCCGGCUAUUUCCAAAUACGCAACUAUACGAAGAAGUAAGGAAGGAUUAACUAUUGAAAAUAGGCCAAUUGUAGACCGAAAUAAAAUAUUAGGUGAGGAAGAUAGAGAUACUGAGGAUAGUAACAGAAGAGAGGUAACAGUGCACACUACACCACAAUAUGUAAAUAUAAGAAGACAAAGACCCACAACAACUACAGAUCAGAGCUCGACUGCCAAGUAUGUAUCUAUCAGAAGAUCAACCACAGCGGAUUCGGUUAAGGAGGAGGAGAAAGAAGAACCCACAACUUCCAGGAAUGAAGCAUCCGAUUCUCCAAUCACGGAGAGAACAACGCCUUCUUUGAGAUAUCAAACGCUAAACCGUCAAGCAAUCACGACCACAACAGAAAUCUCUUCCUCUACUGAACCAACCACAACAAGAGAAGUUCCAUCUACACAUCAAGAUAUUAACACAACUCCAGACGUUCCCAGUACUACAUUUUCAAGAUCAACAGAAGUUGCCUCUACUACCACUACAGAAGUUACAGAUGAGCCAUCGUCAUCGCCGAGCUCUACAUCCGCUGCAACUUCUUCCACAUCAACAACCAGCACCGAAGAAACGAAAAUACAAACCACUAAAUCCCCGGUUUUGUUUGAACCUAGACCGUUCUCGAAAUCAACCAUAUCAACGACGCACAAACCCGUAAGAACAAAUAUCCGCUCAACAGCAAGUCCUACUAAGGUGAGUGACACAACAGUAAGAUCUCGUUUCCGCAGACCAUUCGUCAAUAAAAAUAUAGAUAACGCCGAUGGUGUCAGCGAUAAUAGUGUGGAAUCGGAAAGUAGCACUGAGAAUGUAAGUACAACAAGACGCAUCCUAAGGAAUAAAAGUAGAUUCUCAAGACCAGAUGUAGCGAUUAACGAAGACUCUACAGCUGCUGCCAAACCGGCAUUCCGACAAAGAAUACGUCCAGUAUCUUCAAGCUCAACUCAGAAAACCAUAAGUGAUAAUGAACAAGACGAAAUUCAAAGAAAAUAUCGUCCGUUGAGUUUAGACGACCUUUCAUCACUUACUGCAGCGGAUAUAACAAUUCAAAAAGGAAACAGAGACGGUGGAUUUAGAAGAACCAGGUUACGAACAACCACAACUGAUACCCCUGAGGAAGUGUCGACUACAAAAAGAAAAUCAUUCGAAAGGAGCAGAAUAUCAUCAACUGGCAGAACUACCACUUCCUCCAGCACCACUGAAAAAACAUUCAUCGAUGAAGAACAAAACGAAAUAAGGUUUGAAAACCGUUCCAGGAAUUCAGAAAAAACUACUGAAUUGCCUAAAGUUAUAACUACAAGAAGGAGAACGUUCUAUAGGCCUAGAAUAUCAACAGUUGAACCAACUAGCAGUGAAAUAAACAAUGAUUUGAAUGAUCAGAUCAAGUCUGGCACAGAUGAGAUACAACUGGGUAAGCAAAGCCGAAAUGAAUCCUCUGGUUCGGAAGUCGUAAGGAGGCCUGUUAAAAGAAUGAGAAAAGUACUGAAGCGUUUAAGAACUUCCACAUCAUCUCCAAGUACUCCUGCUGUUACCCACAGAGGCAAAUCUUUGUCGUAUGCUGACUUAGACCAUGAUAUUGUUACCACUUCGGAAGGAUCAUCAUCGACACCUGGUUUAAUCCUUGUCGACGCUGACUCAAAUGAAGCCAGUAUUUCCGAUGAAACUAUCGAAGAAGAUGAAAAUAUAAAACUAUCAGCUACAAAUAUCCGCGAAAAUAGUAAUAUAAAUAAUGGCAAUGCAAUUUAUGACAUAGGUUUCCGGAAAUUCAAAAAAGCAGAGAUUGUAUUCGACAAAACGCGUUACGGAAGCAAAUAUGAUGUGGAGGCUACGACCUCGACUACAACAUCUACAGCAGACUAUGGUUCAGCUAAGAGUAGAAAAUUCAUUCGUCGGUUUAGACCUACAGUACCUACUUCUCAGCAGGAAUCACCAACAACAAAAUCAUAUGAUGAGAGUAGCACAGAAACCAAACCAGGACGUGGUAGAAAAGUAAUUCGUCGUUUGAGACCAAAUACUAAAUCAUUUUCAGAUACAAAUCUAGAUACAUCAUCCGAAGCUAGCCUAGAAAAAAUAACAAAGAGUUAUCGAGCUCCACAAUUUAUCGAAAAGAGACGUCAGUACUACAAUAGGGACAGUAUCAAAAUCACUAAAAAUUCCAAUUUCAAUCGUAAAUUAACUACAGAAGAUUCAGUUUCUACACAGAGUGUAUAUAACCGAUUUGGAAAUGUUAAAGAUACAGGUACAACAUCCUCUUUGGAAGAGACUGAAACUAAUUUUGAAACGACUACUCACCGAGGAACUUUGAGGUAUGUCGACAUAGUGAGAUCCACAACUUCUACAGAGAGCAGCGCAGAUCAGACAGAUGAGAAUGAAAAAGACAGGAACAGAGCAUUUUAUUUCACAACACCUCAUGCUUCGACCUUGGCAGAUGAUUCGAGUGAGUUUUCAUCUACUACGAAUUCCGAAGUAACGACUUUUUCUUCUCAUUAUGAAUCGAGAGAAACUGAAGAGAGUACUCAGAAUGUUUCAGAACUAAGUGAAAGUAAAACAGAAAAAAUGAUUACUCAGUUUGAGGAAACUCCUCAAAAAUCUCUUUAUGAAACUACCGAGACUAUUUCCUCCGAUACUGCAUCCCCUGAAUUUACCACAACUCCUGUAGAAGUGAGCACUUUUAUGGAUUCGAAGAUUGUUGAAGAUACUGCAGUAUCUUCUGAUGCAACAGAUGACAUAGAACUACUUUCUACCAUUAGUCCAGAGAAUGAAACAACGAAUUUGACCACUGAAGAUGUAUCUACUCUCUCCAGUACGUUUGAAACUACAACACCAACAACAACAACCGAGUAUACAAGAAAGAGUACCUUACGUAGCUCAAGACUAAGACCAACCUACCAAAUAAGAAGAUCAACAACUUCAACAACCACAAAGACGCCGAAAGAAAGCAAAGUAUCCGACAAAUCAUCAAAGUUCUUCACGCGUAGGAAGCCUUCUUUCAGACAGAAAAGUACAACCGAACCCAACCCAUCCCAAGAGAAACCUUCAGAGAAACCAAGAAGAAGAUAUCCAUUUUCGAAAUAUGGUAGAGUUUCAACAACAGCUUCAUAUACUGAUGUGGAUCAGUUGGAGACGAAAACCACAACGGCUGAAAAUUCCUCAAUAGAAUCCAUUUCGGAAGAGAAUGUCAGUUCAGAAAAAUCACAGCCUAAUAAGCAAAGACAGCCUAAUUUCUUCACUAAAUCCACAACAGAAGUAUAUCAAACCAGUACAGAAUCCAACAAAUCCUUGAAAUCUGACACGGCUGAGAAGCAGAAAUUAAGGAAUAAGUCGCUGUUUUCCAAAAAACGAAAGAUGAACAUACCUAUAUAUUCCUCCUUAGAAGUAAAAGAGGAACCAACCACUGAACAUUACACGACUCUAUAUCACGUUUUUGCCGAACCAGAAGUUCACGAAAAUGACACAAAUAUAAUGAUGAACAACGAAACAAACGUGAAUGAAGAAGGCAGGAUCGAACCACUAGUGGAAAUUAAUAGAAUCAUAGAGGUGCACAUAAAAAAUGAAAAUGAUAACAGUAGUGGCGUGAACAAUGAAGCCAAGAGUAUCUUCGAUAAAAUUGGAGCUAUCAAUAGGGUGACAUCUAUAAAGGUAGUGGAUGGCAAUGGUACCAAAAUAGCAGACUUACCGCUCGACCAAACCAGCCAAAGAUUAGCUGUGGUUCAUGAUAUAAUCGCACAGGAAAAGAAAAACGAAGCCAUAUCGGAGCACCGAAAAGAGAGAAAGUUUGAUUUUGACGUAAAAGGCCUUCCAAAUAACGAACUUAAGAACGGCGUCCAACGCCCUGAGAUAAUUGACGGUAUUUCCCAUAUUAAAGUUAUAACUCCAAAGCCCAUUCUAUCAGCGGAAGUAUCCACUAUAGCCUUAGAAGCCCUAUUCUCAACCACAGAAAAAUCUAAGGUUUCUGAAGACAAAAAUUCAACAUCUCUGGCAGAAAAUGAGUUGUUAGACACAGAAUACUCGAGGUUUGUGAAUAUAAGAGUAAUAAAACCUGUUGAUGGUCGAAGUUUAAGUGACGAUGUGCCAGCGGAUACCCCUAAGGUGGUCAAACUCCUUUCAAGUGAUGAGGAGGUCACCAUGGAAGCGAAAGUAGUUGAAGUUACUCCAAAAAAUCUGGACCAAACCAUACGAAUUGCGCCCAUUCAAGUAGCCAUGGCACGAACUAUCGCUGACACCCCUAUCAUAGGAAUUAAAAGAUUGAACGAAAAAAUAAGCAAUACACCUUUUAGGUCUUCAUUAGAUUCGGGUGAACAUUGACAAAAAUUCACAUAUAUCUAAAUUAUGAGCAAUAUAUGAGAGUAUUUUAGGUUAACUUAGUCUUAAUUUGUGUAGGUACUUAUGUAUAUAUGAUGUCCUUUAUUUAAAUAUGUUUUGUAUGUGGUUCAGAGUGAAUUUUUGUUGUAAAUAGUAGCACUUUGUAACAUAACGCACUGUUUCUGCUGUUUGAUUGUGUGCCAUAACCUAUUAUGUUUGUCUUAAUGUAGGUGGCCAGUGAGUCUCUUCUGUACUGUUUGUGUUUAUAAAUAUAAACAUUAUGUUGAA